Messenger RNA from Prinia subflava (tawny-flanked prinia), 3753 nucleotides. RefSeq names its product calsyntenin 3 (gene CLSTN3). Gene Ontology annotation, molecular function: X11-like protein binding; amyloid-beta binding; kinesin binding. Gene Ontology annotation, cellular component: cell surface; postsynaptic membrane. The record is from RefSeq and is a predicted model, not a curated record. NCBI's taxonomy places the organism in Eukaryota, Metazoa, Chordata, Aves, Passeriformes, Cisticolidae. Gene Ontology annotation, biological process: positive regulation of synaptic transmission; positive regulation of synapse assembly; homophilic cell-cell adhesion.
AUGCUGCAGUGCGGGGCGGGGCCGGGCGGGGCCGGACCGCUGCCGGAGGUGCCGCCGUCCCUGCGCGCCGCCGCCGCGGGAGCGAGGGCGUGGGUCCUGCCGGGACCCGCCGCCGCCGCGAUGGGCGACCCUCGGCCCCGCGCCGCCGUCCUCCUCCCUCUGCUCUGCCUCUGCGCCGCGCUGCCCGGCAGCGCCUCCAACAAAGCCAACAAGCACAAACCAUGGAUUGAAGCCGAGUACCAGGGCAUUGUCAUGGAGAAUGACAACACCGUCCUGCUGAACCCGCCGCUGUUUGCGCUGGACAAGGAUGCCCCACUGCGCUAUGCAGGGGAAAUCUGUGGCUUCAGGAUCCAUGGGUCAGGGGUACCUUUUGAAGCUGUGAUCCUGGACAAAGCUACAGGAGAGGGACUGAUCCGGGCCAAGGAACCAGUGGAUUGUGAAGCACAUAAGGAGCACACAUUUACCAUCCAGGCCUAUGACUGUGGAGAGGGACCUGAUGGAGCAAAUACCAAAAAAUCACACAAGGCCACGGUGCACGUUCGAGUGAACGACGUGAAUGAGUUUGCUCCCGUCUUUGUGGAGAAGCUGUACCGCGUGGCGGUGACGGAGGGAAAGCUGUAUGACCGCAUCCUGCGCGUGGAGGCCAUCGACGGCGACUGCUCGCCGCAGUACAGCCAGAUCUGCUACUAUGAGAUCCUGACCCCCAAUAUUCCCUUCCUCAUUGACAAUGACGGGAACAUUGAGAACACGGAGAAGCUGCAGUACAGUGCGGAUCGUGUCUACAAAUUCACAGUGACAGCCUAUGACUGUGGAAAGAAGAGGGCUUCUGAUGAUGCUGAAGUGGAAAUCCAGGUGAAACCCACCUGCAAGCCCAGCUGGCAGGGCUGGAACAAGAGGAUCGAGUACACCCCCGGAGCAGGCAGCCUGGCGCUCUUCCCCACCAUUCACCUGGAGACCUGUGAUGAACCGCUGUGGAACAUCCAGGCCACAGUGGAGCUGCAGACAAACCAUGUGGCCAAGGGCUGUGACCGGGAUAACUACUCUGAGAAGUCACUGCGCAAACUCUGUGGUGCUGCCUCAGGAGAGAUCGACCUGCUGCCAGUGCCUAGCCCCACAGCAAACUGGACGGCGCGGCUCUCGGUGCACUACAGCCAGGACAGCAGCCUCAUCUACUGGUUCAAUGGCAGCCAGGCCGCCCAGGUGCCUGUGGUGAAUGGACCGAACGGGCACGAGGGGCUGAGUGACCACUUCACCCUGUCCGUGUGGAUGAAGCACGCCGUGGUGCCCAGCAAAGGCCGGCGGGAAGAGGAGACGGUGAUCUGCAGUACAGUGCGGAGCGAGGAUGGCUACUCGCACUACUCUCUGGCUGUGCAUGGCUGCCGGAUUUCUUUCCUCUACUGGCCGUUGCUGGAAAGCGCCAGGCCUGUGAAAUUCCUCUGGAAGCUCGAGCAGGUCUGCGAUGAUGAGUGGCACCAUUACGCCCUCAACCUGGAGUUCCCCACGGUCACGCUGUACGUGGAUGGCGUCUCCUACGACCCGGCCCUGAUCCACGACAACGGCCUCAUCCACCCGCCGCGCCCGGAGCCGUCCCUCAUGAUCGGGGCCUGCUGGGCCGAGGAAAAAAACAAAGAGAAAACCAAAGGAAGCGAGAACGCCACUGAUUCUGUGCAAGGAGAUCCUCUGUCGAUACACCACUACUUCCAUGGUUACUUGGCUGGCUUCACUGUGCGCCCUGGUAGCUUGGAGAGCCGGGAGGUUAUUGAAUGCCUGUAUGCCUGCCGUGAGGGGCUUGAUUACAGUGACUUCGACAGUCUGGGCAAAGGGAUGAAGGUUCACGUGAACCCCUCUCAGUCCCUGCUCACCUUGGAGGGUGAUGAUGUGGAAACCUUCAACCACGCAAUCCAGCACGUGGCUUACAUGAAUUCACUGCGCUUUGCUACCCCUGGGGUCCGGCCGCUCAGGCUCACCACUGCUGUCAAGUGUUUCAGUGAGGAGUCCUGUGUCUCCAUUCCUGAUGUGGAAGGCUAUGUUGUGGUGCUACAGCCUGAUGCCCCCCAGAUCCUGCUGAGUGGCAAUGCUCACUUUGCUCAUCCUGCAUCAGACUUUGAGGCUCCAGAAGGAAUUCCCCUGUUCCCCAACCUCCAGAUCACCUGCUCUAUUUCUCACCAGGUGGAGGCCAAGAAGGAUGAGAACUGGCACGGUACCGUGACAGACACACGGAUGUCAGAUGAGAUUGUGCACAACCUGGAUGGCUGCGAGAUCUCAUUGGUAGGAGAUGACUUGGACCCAGAGAGGGAGUACCUGCUCCUGGACGGGGCCCUGCUGCAGCAGCGGGGCCUGGAGCUCGUUAACACCUCUGCCUACCUGACCAUCACAGGUGUGGAGAGCAUCGCGGUUUACGAGGAGAUCCUGCGCCAGGUCUCCUACCACAUCAACCACGGUGCUGCCCUCUAUGAAAGGAAGUUCCACCUGUCCUGCACUGAGAUGAACGGACGCUACUCCAGCAAUGAGUUUACUGUCGAGGUGAAUGUUCUCCACAACAUGAACCGAGCUGCUCAUCCUAACCAUAUUCUGAGCUCCCAGCAGUUUGUGCACCGAGGCCAUCAUUUACCUGCAGAGCUGUCCGGGCACAGUUUGGCAAGCACCCACAGCAACCCAAUGGUCCCCAGUGCUGCCACUGUCAUCAUCGUGGUGUGUGUGGGCUUCCUGGCACUUAUGGUGAUCCUCGGCAUCCUGCGCAUCCACUCCCUGCACCGGCGGGGAGUGGGGCAAGAGGUCCCUGGGGCUGCUGAGUCGGGGCACGCCAGCGCUGGAGGCAAAGAGAGCGACAUGUUCUGGGACGACUCGGCGCUCACCAUCAUCGUCAACCCCAUGGAGUCCUACCAGAGCUGUCAGGAGAGGGCAGCAGGCAGUGUGGAGGGCAGAGCUGGCGAGGGCAUGGAAGAUGACGACGACAGCACCGACUCGGAGACACCCGACUCCCCGGACAGCAGUGACAUGAAUGACCGGCACAUCAUCGGCAAAAGUGACGUCUCUCACCGCUACUAGGAGCUUUAAAACACCGCCCCGUGGAUGCCCCCAAAACAUAUGGCAGGAAGGAGGAGGUGUCUUACUUUCAACUUCUCUCCAGCCCCACCGUGUACACAUGUGCUCCUCCCUCACCGAUCGUUUCUGCCUCCCAUGUUCCUUCAUCUUCUGCCAUUCUCAUUGUGGACGUUCCCCACAUUAUUGACCCCCCAUCUGGCUCUCCAGAAACAUGUGUUAGGGCACUUACACAUGAUGGUGGCACAGUUCAAACUGUGAUGCAGGUGUUGGAAAGAAUGGAAAUCUGAAAGGCAGAGCCAGCCAUAGGGCUCAGAGUGGGGUUUCUCACAACCCCUUCCCAGAUAUUAUAUAUAUAUAUUGUAUAUUUUUUCAAUGUUGUCAUUGAGGUUUAUUCUCGUUUCAUGCAAAAAAAAAACCAAAAAAAAAAAAAAAAAAAACAACCAACAACCAACAAACCACUGCAGCUUUGUGUCGCUUUGUAAAAUUGUCAAUACUCCUAAUACUAAAUGAAUGAAGGUAAGAAAGAUGAGGAAACAAAGUGGAUUUUAAAAUAAAUGGAUUUCAAAUAAAACAUUCAGGACUUCUGCAGUUUUUCACUACAACCAAGGAAAGAAGUAGUGUAGCCUCCAAUGUGAAACUGGAGCUUGUCCAGAGUAAUUACUAUAUUAUCUCGGGGAAGGGUUACAUAUUUUAGCAUAUGUGAUGAAA